Messenger RNA from Ictalurus punctatus (channel catfish), 9130 nucleotides. It is a transcript of the gene tanc2a, whose product is annotated as tetratricopeptide repeat, ankyrin repeat and coiled-coil containing 2a. The record is from RefSeq and is a predicted model, not a curated record. Gene Ontology annotation, molecular function: protein binding. The coding region runs from base 435 to 6272 and encodes 1945 amino acids. Gene Ontology annotation, biological process: regulation of dendritic spine morphogenesis. Lineage: Eukaryota; Metazoa; Chordata; Actinopteri; Siluriformes; Ictaluridae. Gene Ontology annotation, cellular component: dendritic spine. The transcript has 28 exons.
GAGUGGUGGCGGUGUUCAGCUGGUCCUCCUGACUGGAUGGCGCGGCGGUGACUUGGCGUCGUUUCCUCGGGAUUGCGCGCGUGCGUGCGUGAGAGCGUGCGUGCGUUUUCGGGACUCGGCGGAGUGGAGCAGCGCGUGAAGGAGAUCAGAGGAGGGUUUUUUCCCCCCCACUGAUAAUAAUAAUUUUAAUAAUAAUAAUAAUAAUAAUAAUAAUAAUAAUAAUCUGCUGGAGAGGAAGAACAAAACAAAUCCCAGAGCACGGACACCGAGGAGAGGGAGGAAGGACGAGAAAUCUAUUCCGCGUACCGCCUUUAGGAGAUGGGCGUCGUGUUUCUGGCCACAAGCGAGAGGUUGGAAGUGCGACUUGACUCUCCACUGAGACUCCGCGCUCAUCACCCAUGAGCUCCCUGUCGUGAACUCAGCACGCUGCAGCCAUGUUCAGGAACAGCUUGAAGGCGCUGCUCAGCGGCGGAAAGUCCAACCGCAAGAACCGGAACAGCGGUGGGGCCCCAGGGGAUGGUGAGUGUGUGUUUGAGGGUGACUACGCUGUGCCUCCUCUCCCGGUGACUGAGGGAAUGCAGCACAUCCGCAUCAUGGAGGGAGUGUCUCGCUCUCUGCCCUCCUCACCGCUCCUCUCUCACCAGGCCCUCAGCAUGAGACUACAGCCACUCAAGAGACUCCCGGGAGAGGACAGUCAAGAUCUGGGUCCCCCGCCGUCAGUGGACGAGGCCGCUAACACCCUGAUGACGCGACUCGGGUUCUUGCUCGGGGACAAAAUGGCCGACGGGUCCGACAGAUCCGCGUACGGCUUCGAGGAACCGGAAGAAAGUCAGGCUGUCUCCAUGACCCAGAGAAUCAGUCCGUGUUCCAGCCUGGCAAGCAGCUCGGCGUCGCCCCCUCCUGGCAGCCCCUGCUCCACACUUCCCACCGGUGGUCCGGGCAGCGCCGGUGCCUACGGCUCCAUCACGAGCCCCACGUCCACGCUGGAGAGCAGAGACAGUGGCAUCAUCGCCACCCUGACUAGUUACUCGGAGAACGCGGAUCGGGGCGGGAAGCACAGCGACGGCUCACGCCUCAAACUGCGGCAGACGGGGAAAUCUUCCGGCGGCGACUCCUUCCUGUACCGCGUGGACGAGAACAUGGCCGCCUCCACGUACAGCCUCAACAAGAUCCCAGAGAGAAGUCUAGAGCACUCCGCCUCGCACUCCGCCCACUCCAUCCCCCUCUACCUCAUGCCCCGCCCAAACUCCGUGGCCGCUACGAGUUCUGCUCACCUGGAGGACUUGGCGUAUCUGGAUGAGCAGCGCCAGGCUCCGUUACGGACGUCCCUGCGAAUGCCGCGGCAGAACUCAGGCGCCGGACGAUCCGGGAAUGACCUAAGAGCCUGCACUAGCAUCCCAGCCUGGCAGUCUAACUCAUUGCGGUUCGCACCGUACCGCGCGCCGGACAUCGCCCUGAAGCCGCUGCUGUUCGAGGUGCCCAGUGUGACGCCUGAUUCCGUGUUCACGGGACGGGAGUGGCUGUUCCAGGAAGUGGACGCUCAGCUGCGUGGAGGUGACGCCAGCAGUCGGGGCGUGGUCAUCGUGGGCAACGUGGGUUUCGGCAAAACCGCCAUCAUCUCCCGCCUGGUGGCUCUGAGCUGCCACGGCAACCGCAUGAGACAGAUCGCCUCAGAGAGCCCGCACGCCUCGCCCAAACACGGAGACACGCUGCUCCUCAGUCAGCCCCAGUCAGCUCACGGGACGCUGGUAGGGGGCAGCAGUUGCCCCGGGACUCCUGAGAUGAGGCGACGGCAGGAGGAGGCGCUCAGGAGACUCGCCUCUCAGGUGGUGGCGUAUCACUACUGCCAGGCGGAUAACGCGUACACGUGUCUGGUGCCGGAGUUCGUACACAACAUCGCGGCGUUGCUGUGUCGAGCCCCUCAGCUGCAGGCGUACAGAGAGCUCCUGCUGCGACAGCCGCACCUACAGAGCCUCCUCAGCCUGCGCUCCUGCGUCCAGGAACCGAUCACGGCCUUCAGCCGCGGCCUGCUCGAACCGCUGCACGCGCUGCACAGGGAGCGUAAGGUGGCAUGCGACGAAGACCUGAUCGUCCUGAUCGACGGCCUGAACGAAGCCGAGUUCCACAAACCGGAUUACGGCGACACGAUCGUCUCCUUCCUGUGUAAAACCAUCGAGCGUUUCCCUCCGUGGCUUAAACUGGUGGUGACGGUCAGGACUUCGCUACAGGACGUCACUCGGCCGCUGCCGUUCCACCGGAUCUCUCUGGACCGUCUGGACGAGAGCGACGCCAUCGAUUCGGACCUGCAGGGUUACAUCCUGCACCGCCUGCACUCCAGCCAGGAGAUCCAAAACAACGUGGCGCUGAACGGGAAGCUGGACAACGCUGCCUUCGCCAAACUCAGCGCUCACCUGAAAGGCCUGAGCCGCGGCUCGUACCUGUACCUGAAGCUGACGCUCGACCUGAUCGAAAAGGGCUACCUGGUCCUAAAGAGCUCCAGCUAUAAGGUGGUGCCGGUGAGCCUGGCCGAGGUGUACCUGCUGCUGCUGAACAUGCGUUUCCCCACGCAGUCAUCGUUCGAGCGAGUGCUGCCGCUGCUCAACGUGGCCGUGGCGUCCCUGCACCCGCUGACGGACGAGCAGGCGUUGGGGGCGGUGAACGCGGGGGUCGUACGCGGCGCGGCGCUCCACUGGGACGACUUCCAGCAGCGCGCCGAGCUCCUCGCACCCUUCCUCACAAAGAGGAGGGACGGCACGCGCAUGUUCGUCCACGCCUCUUUCAGAGAGUGGCUCAUCUGGAGAGAGGACGGAGAGAAGACCAAGUUCCUCUGUGACCCCAGGAGCGGUCACACACUGCUAGCCUUCUGGUUCUCGCGGCAGGACGGCAAACUGAAUCGUCAGCAAAGCAUCGAGCUCGGCCACCACAUUCUCAAAGCACACAUCUUCAAGGGUCUGAGUAAGAGGGUCGGGGUUUCCUCGUCUGUGCUGCAGGGGCUGUGGGUGUCAUACAGUACAGAGGGUCUGUCUGCUGCUCUCGCAUCCCUGCGCAACCUCUACACCCCCAACAUCAAGGUCUCUCGUUUGCUCAUUCUGGGCGGAGCCAACGUGAACUAUCGUACGGAGGUGUUGAACAACGCUCCGGUUCUGUGUGUGUAUGCACACCUGGGUUAUGUGGAGAUGGUGAUGCUGUUGCUGGAGUUUGGCGCUGACGUUAACGGAGCAUCGGAGAGCGGCCUCACACCUCUGGGCUACGCAGCCGCCGCCGGUCACCUGACCAUCAUCACCACCCUCUGCUCAAAGAACGCACAGGUGGACCAUGUGGACAGGAACGGUCAGUGUCCCCUGGUGCACGCAGCUCUGAGAGGACACCUGGAGGUGGUGAAGUUCCUGCUGGAGUGUGAGUGGAACUCUGAGGUGGCGUUCAGCAAAACACACGCUGUACAGCAGGCUCUUAUAGCAGCAGCUAGCAUGGGUUAUACUGAGAUUGCUUCAUACCUGCUGGACCUUCCAGAGAAAGACGAGGAUGAGGAGGAGCGCCCUCACAUCAACAGCUUCGACACACUGUGGGGGGAAACAGCUCUGACUGCAGCAGCAGGCAGAGGGAAGUUGGAUGUGUGUAGGUUGUUGUUGGAGCAGGGAGCCGCCGUGUCUCAGCCUAACCGCCGUGGCAUCGUGCCGCUGUUCAGCGCCGUCCGUCAGGGCCACUGGCAGAUUGUGGAGCUGCUUCAGAAUCACGGCGCCGAUGUGAACAUGGCAGAUAAACAGGGCCGCACUCCUCUGAUGGUGGCCGCAUCUGAGGGUCACCUGGCCACGGCAGAGUUCCUGCUGGAGCAGGGUGCUUCAUUGGCUCUGAUGGAUAAAGAGGGGCUCACGGCACUGAGCUGGGCGUGUCUGAAAGGCCACCUCCCAUUGGUCCGCACGUUGGUGGAGAGAGGAGCGGAGACGGCUCACGCCGACAAGAGCGGCCGUACGCCGCUGGACCUCGCCGCGUUCUACGGAGACUCGGAAGUGGUACAGUUCCUGGUGGAGCACGGCGCCAUGAUCGAGCAUGUCGACUACAGCGGCAUGAGGCCUCUGGACCGAGCCGUGGGCUGCAGGAACACAUCGGUGGUGGUGGCCCUGCUGAAGAAGGGUGCCAAGAUAGGUCCAGCAACGUGGGCCAUGGCCACCUCCAAGCCAGACAUCAUGAUAGUCCUCCUGAGCAAGCUGAUUGAGGAAGGAGAUGGAUUCUACAAGAAGGGAAAGGUGAAGGAGGCAGCCCAGCGCUAUCAGUACGCGCUGAAGAAGUUCCCUCGCGAAGGUUUCACAGAGGACCUGAAGAGUUUCCGCGAGCUUAAAGUCUCCCUGCUGCUCAACCUGUCCCGUUGCCGCCGCAAAAUGAACGACUUUGGCAUGGCGGAGGAGUUUGCCUCCAGAGCUCUAGAGUUGAAACCCAAAUCCUAUGAGGCCUUUUACGCACGAGCCCGCGCCAAACGCAGCAGCAGGCAGUUCCACGCAGCCCUGGAGGACCUGAGUGAAGCCAUACGCCUGUGUCCCAAUAACCGCGAGAUCCAGCGUCUGCUGCAGCGUGUGGAGGAGGAGUGUCGCCAAGUCGCUGAGCAACAGCAGCUGGAUCCGCCUCCUUCCCCUCCUCAUGAGCAAGCCCCGCCAAUGGCGCCGCAUCCUCCUCCGCUGGAGCCCCGCCUGUCUGACAUGGAGCCAGUGCAGGACCUGUUUGAAGAGGAGGAAGAUUACCUGGAGCAGGACUUGGAUGGUCUUCCACUAGCUGUGACUGCCGAGCCACGUUCCAGUCCUUCAGGUCUGCCUGUCAUUCAGAACAUGCCACCUUCCCCAAGCCACUUGCCCUACCUUUCUGGAAGUGUAUCCAUGGGCCAGGCCUACGAUCUGCGACCCAGUCCUCCUUCCAUGUCCUCGCCGACCCGCCAGGGUUACCAGUCCACCUCUCCGUCGCUCUCUCCAACUCACCAGACCUCCCACUAUCGUCCAAGCCCCCCUCACACCUCCCCGGCCCAUCAAGCUUCCUCUUCUUCCUCCUCCUCAUCCUACCACUUCAGCCCCCCUCCCUCACCUUUACGUCGUGGAGCCUACACCUCCGAGAAUGCAGCCAUCUACAGACCACAGUCUGCCUCUGUCAGCACAAACCGCUAUCAACAAGAGGCGCUUUCCGGCAGGCCCAAAUCGCCGCUGGCUAAAAUGGGCAGCCAACGCUCACUGCAGCAGCAAACCCAGUGGCUGCAGCCAGCCAAGGCCCAGAUCGUCCGCACAAAUCAGACCAGUGGCUCGGUCCACUCCAGCACUUACUCUCACGUGGCCCAGUCCAUGAGGGGACACGUUCCUGGGGAUGUUGACGAGCUUGGGGAGGUGGCCUACUCAAGCCCACUGCAAAUUCAGGGCAGUGUGUACAUAGAAGAUGAGCUCCCUCAGAGGCCCUCACAUGCAUACAGGCCCAGCAUCGCAGGCCCUCGUUAUGGUCACAUUCCACCGCAGAUCAGCCGCAGCCAGUCAGCUGCUUAUUAUCCUGUGCAGCCACAUGAAAUUGAGCGCCAGCCUCAGUUAUCAUCACCCGAGCACCCUCACGGUCUCCGGCGCCCACUAAGUGCCACUGGCCCUACACCACGGCCACUCAUCCACUCUCAGAGCACUGGCCUGCGCUUCUCACCCUCCAGCAGCAGUCUGGCAGCAGGAUCCACCUCUAACUUAGGUCCAGGCUUCCGGCCCUCGGCUUCAGCACAACAAAUGGAGAUCCCACUGAAGCUGGCGUACGAGGGUGGAUACAGCGAUGACCUGUCACCAGUUUCUCCACCACAAGGCACUGAUAUGCGACUUUUAGGGGGGACAUACCCAGGCGAGGCUAUGCGGGCACGCAGCACACCCUUCAUGGGUAUCAUAGACAAGACAGCGCGGACUCAACAGUUUCUUCAGCAACCUUCGUCCUCUUCCUCUUCAUCGCGCACUUGGGCCGUGUCGUCUUUAGACACUGUGGUCUCCAGCCCUGCCACGUCACCUGGCAACAUGACCUAUGGGCACCUUGCCUACUACAAUCGCACCAACAACGCCCACAACGGACACCUAGUGGAGGACGACUACUAUCGGCCAGAUAACGCAGGCCGGGUGAGUCAGGGACCUACGUACCCAGACGUUAAGGUGGCGCGAACGCUGCCGGUCUCACAGGCCUAUCAGGACAGUGACUACAGACAGGUGGGACAUGGGGAGCGCCAAGGCCCUUCCUCUCCUAUCAAACCAAAGAGGCCCUUUGUUGAGUCCAAUGUUUGAGGCACACCUUGUAAAUAUGGACAAGGACUCAUGUGGUUUUCCCCCUCACUUUGAUGUAAUCCCAUCUUAAAACUGAAUAUAUGGACCUGAAUGAAGAUGUUGUAGAAAGCAUCUGCUUUGGGAUCAGGAUCCACGCAGGACGCUUCAGGAGCCACAAUUGGAGUGGGCCACCAUAACUGCUGUAUGCUAGCUAGAGAUGCGGCAAUACGGGAUAAUAGUAGGGAUGAUAGAUGAUACAGAUAGUCUGACCCCAUGUGAUUUUCAGACAAGGGACAUUUCAUCAGUGGUCACCUUAGGCUUUGUUAUUUAGGCAGAGUACUACAGAGCAUAAUGGGUCCAAUAUGCAGGACUUGUGCAAACACAUGUGGCGAUUUAACCCUAAAAUUGCAUCGGUAUAAAUUGCGAUAUGUAGGAAGUGGUGGAAGAGAGCUUUUCAACAGCCAGCAUUUACUCCUGACACACCAAGCUAUCCGUUGCCCUUAGUUUUUACUGCAUUUCACACACAGUUAGCGCUAGCCGACUGAUUAAAUGCCUCCGCAUACUUCACGGGGAGACAACAUUUGGCUGGCUGCUACAAGAAAAUGUGGCGUAACUGCACAUGGCAAACAAACAGUGCUCGUUGUGUCGUGCACAUGGCAGCUGGGCAAACUGCACGGACAAACACGCUACGCUCGCUACAAACGAGGCGUGGCCAAACUAAUUCCUCACAAGAUGGAUGAAUUUGAAGAGCAGCCUUCUUUGUACUGUAGUCAGAUAAAUCGCCACGAAAUUUUAAUAGCGCCCCCUGCAGUACUGGAAGUCUUGAAAAACGACAGAGACCGUGCGAGCUUGUAAGCAGGCUUUACGCAAACCUCCAAAUUAUGUACGCUGCGGUUUUAAGUGUUGAAUAAUGGUCGGCGAGCCGGAGAAAGCUGUUUGAUUGGCUGCUCAGCCGAGAAAAUUGUUAAAGGGAAAGAAAGAAUUGUUCUGUUUUUUUUAAAAAAUCUGCUCUACCCACGUUUGCACCAAAGAAACAAAGCAAGAUCAUUUAACCAGGUUUAAGGCGAUGUCAAAAUGAUAGCUAGGCUAGUGUGUUAGGUUAAAUAAAAUUCAUACUCCUGGACUAAAUACUGUAGUAGGGCAUGACCGUAUAUAGGUACUUAUUCUGGUACAACAUACAUGGAAUUCCAGGCUUCAUCUUCUUCUGGCUUCACUGGAAAUUUGAAUACAGACUAUCGCCCCCUGCUGAUAAGAAAAGCUAUUUUGGCUGUCCAAGUGUGUUCGCGAGAUUUUUUGACAAUUGCUUGGUAUGUCAGGGUCCUAAGUCCGAAUGUUUUGCAAGGCCUUAGUGAUGCCUCCUGCCUACAUAAUGCAUUACAACAUUUUCACACUGUGUCGAGUGCACAAUUUGUCCAAAAUCCCGCACCUUAGGAGAGCAGUCUAAAUUUCGUUCCCCUCGUACCUCUAGGGGAAUUGUUCGAACGAGCCGUUAUGCUUCCAGGCUCUGUCCUUGACCUGAAGCUUUCCUGAAGCCUCUUCUGUAUAUAUGGCUGUAAAAGGUGAUCCCAAAUCAACGUGUACAUAUCUAAAGUAAGGGCAGGAAAUAGGGAAUAUUUAUCAAUUUAAGUUAUGUUUGUACAAAAUUAUAUAUAUAUAUAUAUAUACAUAUAUAUACAUACUUUAUUUUGCUCUUGGUGCCGUCGUGCUCCGCUUUCUUCUUCCUGAUACGUCAGUAAUGUGAAUUUUUAUUAUUAUUUUUCUUAUCUGCUUUAAGGGCCAUUCCCUCGAUGGUUUAAAAUGCUGUGCUGUGGUUUCCGGACUUCAGGAGGUGCCGCAACGUUCAGGAGCGUGAUCUCAAACGUACAAACAGAAACGUUAUUAGCGCGCGAAAGAUUUUUUUUAUUAUUGUUAUUUGGGAGAGGACAAGGUCGCUUCUGUUCGAAAGGAGAGGAUUCUUUAGAGUUUUACACGCUUUUCCAGAUCUCUCACGUAAUUUCUCACGCUUUCACAAAAAGGUUAUUCAUCCUCUCGCGUUGUAUUUAUUUCCUUAUUUUUAAAAAAAAAAAAAUUUCUUCUUUUUUAAAGAGAUUUUUAACCAUUUGGAAGGGUUUCCAUUAAAACACUUGAUUACGCUGUGUGUUCAAUCAUCUUUCUGUUUCCCCUUCUUUCCUUUCAGCACCGUUUCCCUUUGUACGCUCACAGGACGGGAGUCUUCGUGUCCUCUGUUUUAGCCAAUCAUUUUCGACUGCUGUUGAAAAAAAAAAAAAAAAAAAAAAAAAGGUGUUUGUUUUUUCUCUCUAAUGUGCUGAAAACCCUUUUUUUUUUUUAAGGUUGACGUGUAAAUGAUUGUACAAAUUAUGCUUAAUUAGAAUGCAUGCUCUUUGCUGAUGCACACAUUAACGUGUGUGUGUGUGUGUGUGUGUGAGUUUUCAUAUAUAUAUAUAUAUAUAUAUAUAUAUAUAUAUAUAUAUAUAUAUAUAUAUAUAUAUAUAUAUAUAUAUCAAAUAGAAAGCGAGGGAAGGACUGUGCUUCAAUCAUUUCCCUGAUUCCCACAUUUUUUUCCCCACACAGUUUUUUGCGUUGUUUUUUUUUUGUUUGUUUGUUUUUGUUUUUCUAAUUUUAUUUCAAUUUUAUAAUGUUUCAGUUGUAUUUUGUCUGAAAUCUAGGCUUUGCUAUUAGCGGAAUUCUCUGUACAUGGGUUUUUAAGUUGGAGUAAAAGCAGAGAGAGAAAAGAAGAAGAAGAAAAAAAAACGCUUUCAGAAACAUGAAUGCAUUUUUAAUCCUGUUCCACGAUUGUAAACUGUACAAUCAACUGUAUGUAAAGGAGAAAAUAAUGUACUAAUUUAAGAAUUCAAAGAAACUCCCUCGGGGGGAAACGA